Molecule: messenger RNA, 1446 nt
Organism: Clonostachys rhizophaga
Lineage: Eukaryota; Fungi; Ascomycota; Sordariomycetes; Hypocreales; Bionectriaceae
Source: the annotation of a GenBank genome assembly
AUGGCAGGUUCCAAGGCGGAAUUUCCCAAGGAUCUCUUGGACCAGAUCAAGUACAUUGAGGAGCUUUUCACAGUUGAAACUCCAAAGCUCAAGGAGAUCUCUGAUCACUUUGUCAAUGAGCUUGCCAAAGGACUCAGCGUCGAGGGGGGGAGCAUCCCAAUGAACCCAACUUGGGUCAUGUCCUACCCCGAUGGAUACGAGACGGGCACAUUUCUGGCCCUCGACAUGGGUGGCACGAAUUUGAGAGUUUGCGAGAUCACGCUGACAGAUCAGAAAUCGGAGUUUGAUAUCAUCCAAUCCAAGUACCGCAUGCCCGAUGAACUCAAGACAGGCAGCAGCGAAGAGCUUUGGGAAUAUAUUGCCGACUGCUUGCAUCAAUUCGUCGAGACCCACCACGGCGACUGCAGCAAGCUGGACUCGAUCCCCCUUGGAUUCACCUUUUCGUAUCCGGCUACCCAGAAUUACAUCGAUGAGGGUAUCCUUCAACGAUGGACCAAGGGCUUUGACAUUUCCGGCGUCGAGGGCAAAAAUGUUGUACCCAUGUUCGAGGCUGCUCUGGCUAAGCGAGGUGUUCCCAUCAAGCUGACCGCCUUGAUCAAUGACACUACUGGCACACUUAUCGCCUCUGCAUACACCGAUACCAAGAUGAAGAUUGGAUGCAUCUUCGGAACCGGCUGUAAUGCCGCCUACAUGGAGAACGCGGGCUCCAUUCCCAAGCUCGCCCACAUGAACCUCCCACCCGACACCCCGAUGGCCAUCAACUGUGAGUGGGGAGCCUUUGAUAACGAGCACAAGGUUCUGCCACGAACUCCGUACGACCUCAUCAUUGACCGUGACUCCCCUCGCCCCGGACAGCAAGCCUUCGAGAAGAUGAUUGCUGGAUUAUAUCUUGGAGAGAUCUUCCGUCUCGUGCUGGUAGACUUGCACGAUAACAAAGAUAUCCACAUCUUUGAAGGCCAAGACAUUUCUGCGCUCCGAAGGCCUUACAGCCUGGAUGCCUCAUUCCUGUCAGCCGUUGAAGAGGACCCAUUCGAGAAUCUUCAAGAGACGUAUGAUAGCUUCGUCGCAAGGCUCAACAUCAAGUGUACUCUGCCGGAGCUUGAAUUCAUCCGACGACUUGCUGAGUUGAUUGGCACACGCGCUGCUCGCCUCUCUGCAUGCGGCGUGGCUGCUGUAUGCAAGAAGAAGGGAUACCAGUCGUGCCACGUGGGUGCAGAUGGUUCGGUGUUUAACAAAUACCCCCAUUUCAAGGCUCGUGGUGCUGUGGCCCUGCGGGAGAUUCUUGAUUGGCCUGCGAAAUCGAACCCUAAGGAAGAAGAUCCUGUCGAGAUUCUCGCUGCCGAAGACGGUAGCGGUGUUGGUGCCGCCCUCAUUGCUGCCCUUACUCUCAAGCGAGUUAAGGAAGGCAACAUGGCCGGUAUCCUGCACCCCGAGAAUUUCAAAUAA